AUGGGGAAGGACUACUACGCGAUCCUCGGGGUCGCCAAGAACGCCACGGAGGAUGACCUCAAGAAGGCGUACAGGAAGAAAGCCAUGAAGCUGCACCCUGACAAGGCGCCCGAGGGACAGCGCGAGGCGGCGACGAAGAAGUUCCAGGAGGUCAGCGAGGCCUUCGAUGUCCUGUCGGACCCCAAGAAGCGCCAGGUGUACGACGUCUACGGCGAGGAGGGUCUCAAGGGCGGCGGACCCCCCCCGGAGGCCGCGACAGGCGGGAUGCCCGGCAGCGGGAUGCCCGGCGGCGGCUUCACGGCCACCGGCGGCUUCCCGGGCGGCGGCGGCGGCACGUACACCUUCAGCGGGCGGGACGCCGAGGAGCUCUUCCGCAAGAUGUUUGGGGGUAUUAAUAUGGGCAUGAUGGACGACGACCCGAUGGGGGGCUUCGGCGGCCUCGGAGGCAUGUUCGGCGGCAUGCCCGGCAUGCCCGGCAGGGGCGGUCCCCGGACACCCCCCCAGCCCGGUGCGCGGCGCGGCGCCGUAAAGGGGGAGACCGCGACGAUGGACCUGCAGCUGAGCCUCGAGGAGCUGCUGCACGGCACGACGAAGCGGCUGCGGCUCACGCGGCGCGUGGCGGACGCUGCCUCCGGCGGUCUGCGGUCGGUGAGCGAGGAGCUGCAGAUCAACGUCAAACCGGGGUGGAAGGAUGGUACGAAGAUUACCUUCCAAGGAAAGGGCGACCAGACGGACCCGUGCAUGGAGCCGGGCGACAUCGUGUUCGUCGUGCGGACGAAGCCGCACCCGCGGUUCCAGCGGGACGGCGACGACCUCGUAGGGAGCGUGGAGUGUCCGCUGCGCACGGCGCUGUGUGGGGGGGUGGUGUCGGUGACGACGCUGGAGGGGCGGCAGGUGCGGGUGCCGGUGCAGGCUGGGGCGCAGCCGGGGAGCACGGUGACGCUGCCGGGGUCGGGCAUGCCGCGGUCGAAGCGCCCGGGGGAGCGGGGAUCUCUCCGGGUGAAACUUGACGUCAGGGUCCCGAAGCUGAGUCAGUCCGCGCUGGACAUCGUUGCGGACGUGCUGCCCGCGCAGUAG
Messenger RNA from Pedinophyceae sp. YPF-701, 1077 nucleotides. Lineage: Eukaryota; Viridiplantae; Chlorophyta; Pedinophyceae. The record is from the annotation of a GenBank genome assembly.